AGCGCGGGGACUAGCAUGGCGGCGGUGACGGCGGCCGAAAGUGUCCCCGCGACCCAACGAGAGGAGCCGGUUCGAGGUACGCAGAGUCGAUGGGGAAGAAGUGUUCAGACGGAGGCCUGGGGCUCCGGGGAGGGGCCCCAGAUGACGGGGUUUACCUGGCAGGAGCCCACAGACGAUGCCGCCGUGGAGACAGCUGAGGAAGCAAAGGAGCCAGCUGAGGCUGACAUCACUGAGCUCUGCCGGGACAUGUUCUCCAAAAUGGCAACUUACCUGACUGGGGAACUGACAGCCACCAGUGAAGACUAUAAGCUCCUGGAAAAUAUGAAUAAACUAACCAGCUUGAAGUAUCUUGAAAUGAAAGAUAUUGCUGUAAACAUUAGUAGAAACUUAAAGGACUUAAAUCAGAAGUAUGCUGAACUGCAACCUUAUCUGGAUCAGAUCAAUGUAAUUGAGGAGCAGGUAGCAGCUCUUGAGCAGGCAGCCUACAAGUUGGAUGCAUAUUCAAAAAAACUGGAAGCCAAGUACAAGAAGCUGGAGAAGCGAUGAAAAACUUAUUCCUGUGCAGCAGUCUUUUUUAAUAUGGAAAAUGUUUUAUAAGACCUGAAUCCUGAGGCUGAUGAAUUAUUAAAACUCCUCAAAAGGAA
Messenger RNA from Pteropus alecto (black flying fox), 644 nucleotides. It is a transcript of the gene BLOC1S2, whose product is annotated as biogenesis of lysosomal organelles complex 1 subunit 2. The record is from RefSeq and is a predicted model, not a curated record. The coding region runs from base 16 to 546 and encodes 176 amino acids. NCBI's taxonomy places the organism in Eukaryota, Metazoa, Chordata, Mammalia, Chiroptera, Pteropodidae. The transcript has 5 exons. Gene Ontology annotation, biological process: lysosome localization; endosomal transport. Gene Ontology annotation, cellular component: gamma-tubulin complex; BORC complex; BLOC-1 complex. Gene Ontology annotation, molecular function: gamma-tubulin binding.